This is a messenger RNA of Penicillium atrosanguineum, 1473 nucleotides long. RefSeq names its product OTU domain-containing protein. Gene Ontology annotation, molecular function: cysteine-type deubiquitinase activity. Bases 1 to 1473 code for a protein of 490 amino acids. Lineage: Eukaryota; Fungi; Ascomycota; Eurotiomycetes; Eurotiales; Aspergillaceae. The transcript has 3 exons. The record is from RefSeq and is a predicted model, not a curated record. Gene Ontology annotation, biological process: protein deubiquitination.
AUGUCUUCCCUCACACACGGUGGCAGAAUUGUGCCCAUACUUACGGGCCACCAACAACAACCACCCGACUCCACCACCACCCCGGAGACCGCUACUCUAGAGACUCGACCAUCACCAUCUUCCAUCCACACUUCUUCGCUGCUGGUCCAGCCAGAUGAAUCCGCAACUAUGCGUCACAAGAGGGCCAUUGACCUGGCAAGUCUCGAAAUGGCCUGUUUAAAGGAACGUGACCUAUUUGCUCUGCCAACAGAAGGUGAUGGGAAUUGCCUUUACUACUCCCUCUCGGAUCAAUUGUGGGGAAACUUCGAUCACGACAACGAGAUCCGCCAACUUCUGGCCGACCACAUAGAGAUGAAUAAGGAGUACUUUAUGCAAUUUGUCGUUGCCGAGGGUGGUGAACGUCGAAGACCCAAACGAGCCGCCCAAUCGGCCUACGCUACGCGUUCCGCCGACGUGUCGGCUCCAUCUGAAGAGGACAAGGAGCGACGUUUCGAGGCGAUGGUAAACUUUACCCGGAAGAAUGGCGAGUGGGGUAGCUCCGAGCACCUCCAGGCUUUCUGUCAAGUAUUCAAGGUGGACAUUAAUGUGUAUACCAUGGACGGUGUCCAAGCCUUCCGUGAUGUCAACGCCUCGCAUGAAGAGCAUCGGGAUGUGAUUCACGUCGCCUUUCACGACUUUAAACACUACUCAUCAGUGCGGUCUAUUGAUGGCACCCAUAAAGGCCUCUUUACUAUUCAAAAGAGUGCUGACCAAGUCCCGUUACGAGAAUUCGGCGAGGAUUCGAAGGAGCAGGUCUCCGACAAUAAACGUCCUAUCUACAUGAAAAUCCCCGACUUCACCGCGGAGACGGCUCACUCCUCUGCAUCAUCCUCUUCCUCCGACAUUCCUCUUCCUACGACGACCACCACCACAGCCACGACUCCUGAAACAACCUUAAAUGACGCCGGUUUGGCCGUCGACGUUUUCCCGCCCUGGGAUAUCCAAUCCAUCCAAGAAGGCCUUGGGGGCCGAUAUGAUCGGGACACGAUCGUGGACAUGCUCCAGAGAUGUCGCGGUGAUAUCGACCGGGCAUUUGCAGCCCUUCUCGAUGCAGUACCGGAGAAGAAGCCCAUUCCUGGUCCCUCCUUCAACUCCAGCAUUCAGGUAUCCCGAGAAUCAUCACCCUUUAGUACCGGUAGCAAGCGUUCUGCCGAGGACAGCGAGGACUCCGAUGACCCGCGACCAGCCGUCCGGCGCGUGCGACCUAAGAGACAUAUUGUCUCCAAUCUCACUCUGGGUGUCGAUAUCUCAUUCCGAGACGACCAGAACGAGCUCGUUUCCCUUAAUCUCCACAUGAAAGCAGAGGCAGAUGCUGAAAAGGCCCGGGCCGAGUCAAGUACCGAUGAUGCUCAGGAAUCUUCCGACCAAUCUGCGUCAGAUUCCAGAAGAGGACCUCGCCGCAGCGGCAGACUCUCCAAAUCUCGACCGAUUUAA